AUGCAUCCAGUUCAUCUUGAGGAUUUCAAUCAGUCAAAAAUAUUCUGGUUUAAAAAACAAGGAAUGCCUCAUAAGUGUUACCAUGGCAAAACCAGAAGAGUCUAUAAUGUUACCCAGCAUGCCCUGGGCAUCAUUGUAAACAAGCAAGUUAAGGGCAAGAUUCUGGCUAAGAGGAUCAAUAUGCAGACUGAGCACAUCAAGCAUUCUAAGAGCAGAGACAGCUUCCUGAAGCGGGGGAAGGAGAAUGACCAGAAGAAAAUGAAAGCCAAAGAGAAGGGCACUUGGGUUCAGCUGAAAUGUCAGCCUGUGCCACUCAGAGAAUCACACUUUGUGACGAAUAACGGAAAGGAACCUGAGCUGCUGGAGCCCAUUCCAUACAAAUUCAUGGCCUGA
Molecule: messenger RNA, 393 nt
Organism: Arvicanthis niloticus (Nile rat)
Lineage: Eukaryota; Metazoa; Chordata; Mammalia; Rodentia; Muridae
Source: RefSeq, a predicted model, not a curated record